This is a messenger RNA of Entrophospora sp. SA101, 861 nucleotides long. The record is from the annotation of a GenBank genome assembly. NCBI's taxonomy places the organism in Eukaryota, Fungi, Glomeromycota, Glomeromycetes, Entrophosporales, Entrophosporaceae.
AUGGAAAAAAGAAAAGUUUCAAAACGACGUCAAACUGGUACAACAGCAAAAGAUGAUAUAGAGCUUUUUCAAUCACCGCCAAAUUCACCGCUAUUAACACCAAAGUCUUCACACUUAGCUACCUCACUAGAAGCACCUUCUCAACUACAAACACCUUUAUCAUCUCCCCCAACUUCACGUCCUCCCUCUCCAAAUCCUACAGACAUUCCAUGCCUCAUUCCUUUACCAAAUUCACCAUCACCAACUUCGCCAAUAUCACAAUCAACGUCAUCAUCUUCGCCGAUAUCAACAAAAAUAUAUCAUCCAUAUGCAUCUUAUAUUCGUACAUUAGAUCUUACAUAUUUGACUGAACAUGAUCGUAACAAUUCCGCUUUAUCAUCACAUCUUCUUAGACUUCUUCCACUAAUUCACAUGGAAAGUCUACAUACUUUAAACCUAAGCUUCGUAAAAGGAAUCACCAAUAACUACCUUACUAAACUCUUGGCCCCUUUUUUCAAUUGCGUAAAAACUUUAAAUUUGGCCGGGGGAUCUCGUUCAGACAAAUGUUUAUCAAGUAUCAUUCCAUAUUGUCAUCAAGUUCAAAAUUUGUCGUUAGCAUGGAACACUUCACUUUCUGACACAUCAAUCAACAAAAUUGCGACAAUUUGUGGUGGAAGUUUGCGUAAGUUAGAUUUGACAAAUUGUGAAAAAGUUAGUGACAUUUCGUUGAUUUACAUUUCACAGUAUUGUACGAAAUUGAGAGAGUUGAAGGUCAGUUAUUGUCGUGGUGUUAGUGAAGAAGGUAUUAGGGCGGUAAUUGAACGUUGUGAAACCUUAAGAGUUGUAAUGAUGAGUUUGGAUUGGGAAAAUGCCGAGAUUUGA